AUGGACACCUCGAAAAAGAACAGGCUCGACGAAGCCGACGCCGGCCUCGGUCCCGGCGCGAGCUCCCCCGACACGGACGCCCGGGACCUGGAGCCCGUCGACGCCGUUGCCGAGAAGAAGAUCGUCCGCAAGCUAGACAUGCACAUCGUCCCGCUCGUGAUGCUGCUCUACCUCUUCAGUUUCCUGGACCGCGUCAAUAUUGGCAACGCCCGCCUCUACAACCUCGAGCGCGACCUCAACCUGCAGGGCAACCAGUUCCAGGUCGCCGUCUCGAUCCUCUUCGUCACCUACAUCAUUUUCGAGGUCCCCUCCAACCUCGUUCUCAAGCUCUUCACGCCGUGCCGCUGGAUCGCCUUCAUCACCGUCGCAUGGGGCGUCAUCGCCACCCUCACCGGCCUCGUCAACUCCUACGGCGCCCUCAUCGCCUGCCGCCUCCUUCUCGGCGUCGUCGAGGCCGGCCUCUUUCCCGGCCUCAACGUCUAUCUCACCUUCUUCUACAGCAAGCACGAGCUCGCCCUGCGCGUGGGCUACCUCUUCGUCAGCGCCGCCAUCGCCGGCGGGCUGGGCGGCCUGCUGGCCUAUGGCAUCGGCCACAUGGAGGGGGUCGCGGGGCUGAGUGGGUGGCGGUGGAUCAUGAUCAUUGAGGGCCUGCCGACGGUCGUUCUCGGCGUCGUGACGUAUUUCGCGCUGCCCAACGACGCGGCGAGCGCCUACUUUUUGACCGACGAGGAGAAGGCCAUCAUGGCGCGGCGAAGGGGGCGGGAAUACGGCAACACGAGCAGCGCGCAAGAGUUCAGCAAAGACGACAUGUUCAAGGCUUUCAAGGACUGGAAGGUGUGGGUGUUUUGCGUCGCGCAGUUUGGCGCCGACACGAUGCUUUACGGUGAGUCCUGCGGACCAAAAGACGGCCGCGAGACUGUGUUUCUGACCGCGACAGGCUACUCGACGUUCCUCCCGACCAUCAUCAACGGCCUCGGCACGUGGACGCCGGCGCAGGUGCAGCUGCUGACCGUGCCGUGCUACUUCCUCGGCGCAGUGGUAUACAUGGCCAUGGCCUUCCUCUCGGACCGCAUGCAGCGGCGCGGCCUGUUUUGUGUCAUUUUCGGCACCAUCAGCGUUAUCGGCUACGGCGUGCUCAUCUCGCCGACUUCGAACGGGGCGCACUACUUUGGGUGCUUCCUGGUGGCGGCGGGGCUGUAUGUCGUCGUCGGACUGCCGUUGGCAUGGUUACCAAACAACUCCCCAAGAUACGGCAAGCGGACGACCGCCAGCGGUAUGCAGCUGACCAUCGGGAAUUGCUCCGGUGUCAUGUCGUCCUUCAUCUACCAAGCGAUCGAUAAGCCCAGGUACAUCCGCGGUCAUGCGGUGACGCUGAGCAUGGUCGGCAUGGCCACGUGCCUGUACGGCUUCCUGUGGUUCUGGUACUGGCGGGAGAACAAGCAGCGCGAGGCCGGUCAUAUUCAGAGCAAGCACGCCGACCUCUCGGAUGAUGAGCUGGCCGAGUUGGGGGAUGAGAGCCCGCGCUACCGGUACACAAUCUGA
This is a messenger RNA of Colletotrichum spaethianum, 1542 nucleotides long. Its product is annotated as putative transporter. Gene Ontology annotation, biological process: transmembrane transport. Gene Ontology annotation, molecular function: transmembrane transporter activity. Lineage: Eukaryota; Fungi; Ascomycota; Sordariomycetes; Glomerellales; Glomerellaceae. The coding region runs from base 1 to 1542 and encodes 513 amino acids. The transcript is spliced from 4 exons. The record is from RefSeq and is a predicted model, not a curated record. Gene Ontology annotation, cellular component: membrane.